Messenger RNA from Vicia faba (fava bean), 501 nucleotides. The record is from the annotation of a GenBank genome assembly. Lineage: Eukaryota; Viridiplantae; Streptophyta; Magnoliopsida; Fabales; Fabaceae.
AUGCCCAAACGAAACAAGCAUGCAGGCAGCAAAUUUGUCCAAUCGAAGCAAGCAUGCAAACAAUAUACUUGUCCAAUCGAAGCAAGCAUGCAGACAAUAUAUGCCCAAUUGAAGCAGGCUUACAGGAAGCAUGUGCCCAAUCGAAGCAGGCUUGCAGGCAGUAAACUUGUCCAAAUCGAAACAGGCUUGCAGGCAGCUAUUUUGUCCAAAUCGAAAGGCUUGCCCUGCAUGGGGCACUUGUGGCAACAAAAUUUGAUAUUCAAAGCAAACAUGCAGGCAACAUACUUGGUGAAUCGAAAGGUUUUCCUUGCAGGGGGCACUUGUGGCCAGCAAACUUUGAGCAAUCGAAGGAGGUGCAAAGUCCAAUCGAAGAGGCUGAAUCGAAGGAGGUGCAAAGUCCAAUCGAAGGGGGCUGAAUCGAAUGAGGCCUAUUUUUUCCUCCAAAUUUGUCAAAAUAUUAUUUUUAUCUGUUUUCCUCCCUUUUUGACAGUUUUCUUUUAA